Seminavis robusta is the source of this 764-nucleotide messenger RNA. The record is from the annotation of a GenBank genome assembly. NCBI's taxonomy places the organism in Eukaryota, Bacillariophyta, Bacillariophyceae, Naviculales, Naviculaceae.
CUAAUUCUUCAGUGUUUUCAACAGAAAAGCUCUGCCACUCAUUUUUUUGUUGAAGCCCGGCUGUGCGACCAGCACACCAGAACCAAAUUUGCAACCGACGAGCCGACACAACCUUCCAUUUGACCUUUUUGAUCUUCUUCUUCAGUAGACUACUAGUACCGGUACAGCCAUGGCAUCCGGACCUACCAGCAAGCACUGCUUGGACAUGACCAAGGACCACUUGGUGCAAGCGCUCCACGAGCAUUUUGAUAAGGACAAGGAUGGCUUUUUGAAUUUCAAAGAGAUUGGUGCUCUUCAAGAAGCCACCAGUGGCGAUGCCAUGACGGAAAAUCAGUACGUGAUGGUCUGUCGAACGCUGCAAUGCCAACCAGGCCAAGGCAUCUCCUUGACUGCCCUGCGGCUGACAUAUGCCGCCGAAGGAACCAGCGCCGAAGAAGACUACACCAAAGUGUUUGGAAAAUCUGCCAAGGAGGUCAAAUCCAAGGAACAGCAUACAGAUGACAUUUACGAAGUGGGAGACGGGGGAGUGGAUAUAUCGUCAUGAGUGAGCGUGGUCUGCCAACAAGAUGUCUUACUACUAGUAGGAGCCAUCAUACUGAAUCGAAUCAAAGUGGAGGUAGCAGCACCUCUGAGAAAAGCUCCCUGCUUUGGGAUCUCUGGUAUACAAUCAAUAAUCAUGCAGCCAAUUUCCUGGCCACUUCUGAGGCCUAGCCGAGGAAAAACUUCAGACUUGUAGCUCGUCUUUAGCUAUUACGUUAUCAUGU